CUCUUCCUCCCUCUCUGUCUCCCUCCCAUUCUACCCUCUCUCAACCACCACCCCCACCAUGGCCCAAACCACCCCUCCCACGGCAUUCAAAGCCGAACAGACCUUCCUAGCCUACAACCAAGCGCAAGCGCAAGCCUACGCGCACGGCCGCCCAGACUACCACGCGAACCUCUACGCCGCGGUGCUCGAGCACCACACCUCGACAGGCGGACAGCUAGACACGAUAAUCGACCUGGGAUGCGGACCAGGCAACGUGGCGCGGGCUCUCGCGCCACAUUUCCGACACGCGAUCGGACUGGACCCGUCCCCGGGGAUGGUGGAAGCAGCGCGGGCGCAAGGUGGGGUGACCGGGACCUCCGAAGGGAUCCGAUACGAGGUCUGCAGCGCCGAAGACCUGGGGGCGUCUCUGUCGCCCGCGGUGGGCGCGCACAGCGUGGACCUGAUCACGGCGGCGAACGCGGCGCACUGGUUCGACAUGGACCAGUUCUGGGCCAGCGCGGCGCGGGUGCUCAAGCCUGGGGGUAGUGUGAUUGUGUGGACGACGGGCGAGCUGCGGUUUCAUCCGUCCAUGCCGAAUGCAGCGAAGAUUCAGACCACCCUGGAUGAGAUGCAGGAUACCGAGCUGAAGCCGUACUUUGUUCCUGGCAAUGUGCUCGUGCGGUCGAGGUAUGAGGGGUUGGUGUUGCCGUGGCAGUUGGAGAAGCCGGUCGAGGAGUUUCCCGAGCGGGGGUUUGUGCGCAGGGAGUGGGAUGUCGGGGAGAGUUUCCACGAUGAGUUGCCUCAGGUGGGGAUGGAUCGGUAUGAGAGUAUCGUGAGCACGAUUAGUCCGGUGACGAGGUGGCGGGAGGCGCAUCCCGAGACGGUGGGGACGGAGGAGGAUUAUGUGCGGAGAUGUCGGCGGGCGAUUGAGCGGUUGUUGCAGGAGGCGGGGGUCAAGAAGGGGGAGGAGAAGAUUAAGGGGGCGAUGCAGGGGGUGGUGUUGGUGGUGAAGAGGGUGUAG
Molecule: messenger RNA, 1000 nt
Organism: Aspergillus heteromorphus CBS 117.55
Lineage: Eukaryota; Fungi; Ascomycota; Eurotiomycetes; Eurotiales; Aspergillaceae
Product: class I SAM-dependent methyltransferase
Exons: 1
Coding region: 59-1000 (313 amino acids)
Molecular function (GO): S-adenosylmethionine-dependent methyltransferase activity
Source: RefSeq, a predicted model, not a curated record